Molecule: messenger RNA, 771 nt
Organism: Rhipicephalus microplus (southern cattle tick)
Lineage: Eukaryota; Metazoa; Arthropoda; Arachnida; Ixodida; Ixodidae
Biological process (GO): acetylcholine biosynthetic process; transmembrane transport; choline transport
Cellular component (GO): plasma membrane
Molecular function (GO): choline:sodium symporter activity
Source: RefSeq, a predicted model, not a curated record
GUUUUUUCGUUUCAGACGGUGAUUCUCAACACAGACACGGGCCACCACCAGGAGUUUACUUCACCACUAACCCCUUUAAAACUAACACGCCAAGGUUGACAUGGCACUUUUGAAAAAGGUUUUCAAGAAUUUACAAGCUGACUGUGAAGAUAACAAUGGGCUCGUGGUGGGCCCGAAGAUAAGCGACACGCGCGCGAAAAAGCCCACUGCGUUCACCGCGCUGGAGUCCAGAAAGUCCAAGGCACCCCUAGCCCCUUCAAAACCGGAAACCCUCCGCCACAAGGCUGCACUACGUUCCUCUAAGCCUGAAGUGCCUGCACGAAAACCUGACAUCAUUGUUAACAAAAAAGAAGUGGCCGACCCAUCAAACCAGCCGAAUGCUGGCCUUCGUCAGCCAACAAAGAUCGCCAAGGCCAGCCGGUCGGCCUUCGCAUUAUCGAAGAGCAAGUGAUUGAACAUAUAGCCUGACCUGACCAAACGCUGCAUCAAUAAUGUUUAAUACGGACUGAUACAAAAAAGUUCAUGACUGGACAUAACCAGUGAACAGGUGUAGGAUCACACUGGUUACCUCUGUUUUUAUAUCCGUGGUUUGUCUUAUUACAUUACUACGAACUUCAUUUUUUAUUUAUUAUAGUGUGUUUCUCCACCACUCCAUUCUUUACAAUUACUUGUGUUUUAUUCAUUAACAUUGUGAACUUAGGUUCUAUUUCAAUCUUUUUCGGAAUCCCAGGCAUUAGCGUGGAGACCAUGUUGCACGAAAAUUUUCUUUGU